Messenger RNA from Macrosteles quadrilineatus (aster leafhopper), 4197 nucleotides. It is a transcript of the gene Sarm, whose product is annotated as NAD(+) hydrolase sarm1. Bases 139 to 3375 code for a protein of 1078 amino acids. Lineage: Eukaryota; Metazoa; Arthropoda; Insecta; Hemiptera; Cicadellidae. Gene Ontology annotation, molecular function: signaling adaptor activity; protein binding; NAD+ nucleosidase activity. The transcript has 17 exons. Gene Ontology annotation, biological process: negative regulation of MyD88-independent toll-like receptor signaling pathway; signal transduction; response to axon injury. Gene Ontology annotation, cellular component: dendrite. The record is from RefSeq and is a predicted model, not a curated record.
AGUUUCCUGUCCAGAAUAUAUCAAGAAGUUUGCCAGUUUUGUAAUCAGUUUUGUUGUUUACGCGCUGUGUAGUUCGCGGGUGCCCCUUGCGCUGUGUUUUGGUUUUGUUCAGCUCGUUUUGUGUUUUCCAGUCUACAAAUGAGGGAAUUACCACAGGCGGCACAGCGGGAGAAGAUGCCCAGAGGAAUAUUCCCUAGAAAAAAGAUGUCAGAUUUCCCGACCGAGGGGACAGACAAUGUUGACGUCACACCAAAGAUGGCCGCCGUCAUGGAGAACUUCCAGAAGAAGAAUUCUGUUGGCUCCAUGCAAACACAGAAGACGGCCAGUUCUUCGGCGCAACAGAUGCUGUCCAACUCGUCGUCGCGGGUGGCAAAGACGUGCACUUCCUCCAGCUCCUCGACGACCCAGAGGCUCCACAUGAGUUCAGAGAUGAAAGCGUCCUCCAUGAAGUCUGACCUGACCGAGCUCAAAAGCUCCAUCUCGGAGAUGAAAAAUAUUUCCAGCGUCAACUUCAACUCCAUGAGGAAAUCCGUGGAGGAUUUAGUAGAGCUGGAUGACGCCGGAGGAGGGGAAAACGUAGAACCGAUCGUCACGUUUCCUGACACUCCUGAUGUGAACGGACCCGGGAACGCGACCGGGAUGAUCCUAGCACCCGUUACGUCGGCGGCGGCAACGUCUUCCUCUACUACCACGGAGUCCUCGGUCAAGUUCGAACAGAAGAGGAUGAAGGUGGUGACAGACCAGUUCAGUGCCGAGAAGGAGAUGGCCAACUCCGAGGAGCGCAGGAGGGUGCAGACGGGAGAGGUGAGCUACCAGGAGCAGAGCGCAGCGCAGGCCAUGAGGGCGAGGCUGGAACUGGAGGGUGUGUCAGCGGAGAAGAGUCUCAACAUGAAACAGGAGCAGAGGUCACUUAAGGCAGGGGAGAUCACAGCACAAGAGAGUCAGAACAUGAGCGCAGCCACCAUGAGACUACAGACAGACUCUUUUACUGCUGAAAAGAAGGCCAUGCAGCAGCGCCAGAUGGUCAGCAGCACUGGGAUAUUCAGCAACCAAGAGAAGACUCAGCAUCACAUGGCGCAGAGCUCUCAGGCCAACAUUACCAUCACGACCAAGGGAAUCAGCACCAAGUCUUCAUCCCUACUAUCCUCCUCCCAGAUGAGUUCCAUGAUAAACGGAACUGUAAAGAGCCUCGAGGAUAGUGGAGGGUUGCAGAGUUUUGAAGAUCUAGAGAAUCUCAGUGUCACUUCAAGUCCUCAAGAGGUGGCAGCUGCAAUACACAAGUACUCCAAAUUACUCGACUCACUAGUGCAGAGUAUCAGACGGGGCGAUGGCAAGCGAGCUCCAAACAUCCUCAACAACAUCAACGAAAUGAUGAGGAAAGCCUGGGCAGUGCCUGCCCAUGGUCACGAACUGGGGUAUUCACUAUGCAACGCUCUCCGAGACUGUGGUGGCUUGGAUCUUCUGAUGAACAAUUGUUCUGUGGACGACCGAGAAGUGCAGUUCAGUUCGGCGAAGCUGCUGGAGCAAUGUCUGACGACGGAGAACAGAGCUCACGUCGUAGAGAAGGGACUUGAGAAGGUGGUGAAAGUAGCCUGUGUAUGCACUAAGAAUGCCAACUCUGUGGACCACUCAAGGGUAGGAACAGGAAUCCUACAACAUCUGUUCAAGCACAGUGAAGGGACGUGUAGUGAUGUGAUCAGACUGGGAGGACUGGACGCAGUGUUGUUUGAGUGCAGGAAGAACGAUAUAGAAACGUUACGCCACUGUGCUGGUGCGUUGGCCAACCUGUCUUUGUAUGGAGGUGCGGAGAACCAAGAGGCGAUGAUCAAGCGUAAAGUACCCAUGUGGCUGUUCCCUUUGGCAUUCCACAACGAUGACAACAUCAAAUACUAUGCCUGUCUUGCCAUCGCGGUCUUAGUAGCUAACACGGAGAUUGAAGCAGCUGUGUUGAAAUCAGGCACUUUAGACCUCGUGGAACCGUUUGUAACAUCUCACAAUCCUUCAGAAUUUGCCAAAUCAAACCUCGCACAUGCACACGGACAGAGUAAAGAUUGGCUGCAGAAGCUGGUGCCAGUGUUGAGCUCAAAACGAGAAGAGGCGAGGAAUCUUGCGGCGUUCCAUUUCUGCAUGGAAGCGGGGAUUAAGAAGCAGCAAGGGAACACAGAGAUAUUCAGAGAGAUUGGAGCCAUUGAGCCGCUGAAGAAGGUCGCUAGUUGUCCUAAUGCUGUUGCGUCCAAAUACGCAGCUCAGGCGUUGCGACUCAUCGGGGAAGAAGUUCCACAUAAGCUGAGUCAGCAAGUACCUCUCUGGUCAUCAGAAGAUGUGAGAGAGUGGGUGAAGCAGAUUGGGUUUCUUGAGUACGCCAACAACUUUAUCGAGAGUAGAGUUGAUGGAGAUUUGUUGCUGCAACUGGCUGAAGAAAACUUAAAAGAAGAUAUCGGCAUUGUUAAUGGAAUCAGAAGACGGAGAUUCACAAGAGAACUUCAAAACCUCAAGAGAAUGGCCGACUACAGCAGCAGAGAUGCAACAAAUCUCAAUGCUUUCCUACAGAACAUCGGACCCGAGUUUUCCAUCUACACGUACUCCAUGUUGAAUGCAGGAGUUGACAGGGAUUCUAUCAGGUGUCUGUCAGAAGAUCAACUCCUGAAUGAAUGUGGCAUCACUAACAGUAUACACAGACUGAGAAUAUUGGAAUCCAUCAGAGAAAUGGAGAACAGUCUCACCAACUCUUGCGAAGAGAACUUGGACAAGUCCUUAGAUGUUUUUGUCAGCUACAGGAGAUCAAAUGGUUCUCAACUUGCAAGUCUACUGAAGGUCCAUCUACAGUUGAGAGGGUUCUCUGUGUUCAUCGAUGUGGAAAGGCUGGAGGCAGGCAAGUUUGACAACAACCUACUGCAGAGUAUACGUCAAGCCAAACACUUCCUACUGGUGCUCACCCCUCAGGCAUUGGAGAGGUGUAUAGCCGACAGCGAGUGCAAGGACUGGGUCCAUAGAGAGAUUGUAGCAGCCCUGCAAUCCAACUGUAACAUCAUUCCUAUCAUAGACAACUUUGAGUGGCCAGAACCAGAACACCUACCAGAGGAUAUGAGAGCUGUUUGUCAUUUCAAUGGAGUCAGAUGGAUCCACGAUUACCAAGACGCAUGUGUGGACAAACUGGAAAGGUUUAUGAGGGGAGAGCUUAAUAUGAGAGGUGGAGUGGAUGUGUUGAGAGGGGUGGGGGCUAUGAGCACUAGUGGUAAGUCUGGUUCGUCUAUUCAGGGCGACGUAACCCCAGGGACCCCGUCUAUUGUCCGAGCUCCUCCCACCUACCAAAGGAUGCACUCCAAUGAGAGUGGCAAGGGUAGCGACAAAGAUGUCAACGGCAACCGAGAUUGACUAGAAGGGCCCGCCAGGCGACGCAAGUCGUCCAGUCCAUUGACGCCCGCCUGGCGGCCGCCAACCAGUCCAAUCUCGUCAGCACGAGCACGUCGCCGCAAGUUGACAUCACCACCAUCGCGCACACACAGUGUGGAAGGUCUGUUGGAUGCCAGUAACACUGCGACUGUGACAUCUCCUCCAGAGACCCCACUGCCACCGUCACGCACUCACAGCUCCGACGCUCUGUUGCAGUCUACGCCCAUGGAGCGGUCAAUGAGUCUCAACGAUCAACUUGACACUAUAUCCGACUCCAUCACAUCCGGCAGCGACUCCACACUCAAGCGAAAGCGCAACUUCAUGGACCGUUGUGUGAAUAAAGUACGGUCGUUGAUAAAAAAAUAGACCUAGUCACUGCAUAUUGAGAUCUCAUUCUUAGUAGAUUCGUUGUAUUUCUGUAAAUUUGGAUUGUAAAAUUGUACGAGUUACAAAUUGUACAAAUUUUGUAAGAGUUAUUUAUUAUAUAGAUUUUAUUGAGAUCUAAUAUUUUUGCCUUUAUACAAACCGCCUUUCUCGAGCAGCUUUUUGUACAUAGUGUUUUAAAUAGUCUGUAUAGUGUUAUGUAAGUGCCUGUUUGCUAGUAUAGUUCAUUUUACAUGGCGAGCUAAUGUUAUUUUUAUAUUGUAGACUUUGCAUUAGGUUAAGUCUAAUUUGCCAAAUUAGUCUAUUGAAAUAGUUGUAUGUGAUAAUUUAUGUACUUUAGGUCUGUGAACGAUUUUAAUUUAUUUAGAAAGUCUAUUUUGAGAUACACCUAACAAACUGGAAAUAAAAAUAUUUUUAUUA